This is a messenger RNA of Saxophila tyrrhenica, 828 nucleotides long. RefSeq lists its product as uncharacterized. Bases 1 to 828 code for a protein of 275 amino acids. NCBI's taxonomy places the organism in Eukaryota, Fungi, Ascomycota, Dothideomycetes, Mycosphaerellales, Extremaceae. The record is from RefSeq and is a predicted model, not a curated record. The transcript has a single exon.
AUGGGUAGUGAAAUCGUAACGAUGGACAACAGCCCUCUCCAUAAACUCCCACGGGAAUUGCGCGAUGAGAUUUAUGCCUUUGUGCUGCAACAACCCUUCGACAUCCAGCUCAUCACCGUCGCCACGGAUGACGCCACGGAAAAUGUCAACAAACCUGUUGUCGAAUGGAUCCAAUCACCGCAUCGCUACAGACUCGCACUCACCACAACCUGCAAGCAACUGCACGAGGAAGCAAGCCCGGUGUUCUACCAAGUGAACAGUUUUAUGCUCAACACUCCCUGGCGCAGGCCUGACGGGAGGAACGUACAACCACUUCAGCAUGGUCCGCACCACCUCGAUGCUGUAUCCAACUUCCGGUCUUGGAUUGACUGCACGCUCAACAGACAUAAGACCCACGCUUCCGACAUCACCAUUGAUCUGGGUGCGAGGGACCUCCAGCUCCCCACAGCGCAGCUUCUGCCGGACCAGACGAUUAAGCAAGUUGUUGGAGUGAUUGCAGCGAGCAGAGAUGCCCGUACGAAGUGGGCGGUACGGCUCAUGUUUGACGCACACUCUCUCAAAAAAGGAGGACGAGAUCUCAUGGUUACGCUGUUCAACGGGACAUGUUGGGAUUUUCCUCGCAUCUUCUUCCCUGCUGCGUCGUUGUCGGCGCCCCGCGAGUCCAUCGAAAAGGUACUCCGCCCUUUGCGGAGACGCGCGGAGGAAUGCAGUACGUCUCAGCAAAGCUUGCACGACUCACUGGAGGUGCUCGAGCAGAUUGGGAUUACACUUGAGGCAUCAAUUGGAGACCUGCAGAAGGCUGUGGAGAAGGCCAGGGAAAGUACUUGA